Messenger RNA from Strongylocentrotus purpuratus (purple sea urchin), 1388 nucleotides. RefSeq lists its product as uncharacterized. Lineage: Eukaryota; Metazoa; Echinodermata; Echinoidea; Camarodonta; Strongylocentrotidae. The record is from RefSeq and is a predicted model, not a curated record. Bases 1 to 519 code for a protein of 172 amino acids. The transcript has 3 exons.
AUGUCACAGAUUGAGACUCUUACCAUUGGUUGUGAGGAUCUCAGUAAACGUCCCUCUGUAUCACGGGAUCUCGCUCAGUUCAUCUGUAAGUUGACUCAUCUGAAGGCCCUGACACUUUACGGUCAAUAUCACGAUGACUUCUACUCAACAUUGUCAUCGAUGGUAUCAUCUGUAAAGAUUGCGACUCUUAUCAUCAAUAAUAUGCGUAUCAGGGAACGUCCCUCUGCAUCACGUGAUCUCGCUCAGUUCAUCUGUAAGUUGACUCAUCUGAAGGCCCUGACACUUCACGGUCGGUAUCACGAUGACUUCUUCUCAACAUCGUCAUCGAUGGUAUCAUCUGUAAAGAUUGCGACUCUUAUCAUCAAUAAUAUGCGUAUCAAGGAACGUCCCUCUGCAUCACGUGAUCUCGCUCAGUUCAUCUGUAAGUUGACUCAUCUGAAGGCCCUGACACUUCACGGUCGGUAUCACGAUGACUUCUUCUCAACAUCGUCAUCGAUGGUAUCAUCUGUAAAGGUAUAGGUUUGAUCAUAUUUUGUAGGACUCUUAGUUAAUCUUUCCUAUAUAGCCAAACGCAAGUGUUUAUUUUUACUUUCCCAAUUGGUACACAUAAAGAGAAAGCAGGUUGGAAAAGUUGAACGUUUCAGGAAGUGGAUGCGAAAAGUGAACCUUCUGUCAUAAGACAAAAUCAGAGUGAAGAUUAUAAGAUUGGUAGUGAAUUUAUAUAUACCAUAUUUUAAUUUCAUAUGACAAUUUGGAGUGCUACGGAAUUGCUGAUGGAGAGGCUAUUUGAAUAAUGAAUACUGAUGAGAGUAAGUAUUUUAAUUUUUGAACUUACACAAAUGAAAACUCGAAUCUCUUCGUCCCCAUGUGUAUUAUUUCUGUAACCCUUUGAAAACUGCAAAGUGUUCUAUAUGUAAUUGUUUUUUUACAGUUUUCUGGAAGGUAAAACUAGCAUUAUUUAAUCAAAAUAAUGUCAGAAGAACGUAUUGAUUUUGCAAAUGAAUGAGGAUGGCACCUGUCCCAUUAUGUAAUUGUUAAAAGUAUUUAAAAGUAGUGCAAUAUCAUCAAUUUUUUUAAUCUAACAUAAUGUUACUAUCAUAACAGAUUAUCAAGUAUGAGGAUCAACCCCACCCCUCUACCUAUUCCGACGGGGAAAUGUAAAAGGGUUUGUAAGAUUACUGGAUCAUAUGCCCGGGGAAAAAUUUCGUCCUUUCUGACAAUCCAUCAAUAUAUGAUCAGGAUGUUCAAGUUAUCCCCUGAAUAAAGCACACGUUUUUCAAGAGUAGUGUAAUUCAGGACUGGUUUGCGACCGUUAUGCUUUCGUUUUAUUCUCUUCUCUUCUCUAACACUUUACUUCAUGAAAUAACCGGUUAUCCAUAUAUAACCAC